AUGUUGCCCCACGCGGCUGCAGCCGCGUCCACACCAAAGCCUAACAAGGCAAUCCAAAACAAAGACCUCGAGUGGUGGUCAAGAUUUCAACCCCUCUUCUCUUUCUCUUUCUUUUCCUCUCUCACCACCAUCCCUCUCCUUCUUUCUCCACGAUUCGCCUUGAGCCCUUUAUCUCCUCGAAACCGCUUGCAAGUUGCAACACAACAAACCUUCCGUCCUCGUCUUGACCGCUACGCAAGAUCUCUCAACUAUCAACUUGGGAGCUGCCAUGUUGUCGUCUCGGGAGGGCCCACAAAACAGCCGCAACUCGGGCUUAGCAUCUUCGGCACCUCCAACCAGAGAAGUUCACCCCCCGUCAACCCUCUCACACCGCACCGCCCCUUUGGAGCUUCGAGCUUUGCCCUCUUCGGCCGCCGACAUCCGACGCACCCUCCUGUGCAUCGGAUUGUGAUCCCAAGGUUUGACCUCGACAACUGGACUCCAGGCCCUGUAACGGGCGCUAUCCGUGUCCGACACCCGGGCGCAUUCCUGCUGCAGCCAGAGCCGAUCAUCGAGUACCUACCCUCGACCGCCACCAGCAACCCUCACCACCUCCCUCAGCUGUUCCCUCACGAGGACUUCGCAUCCCGUCGAUCGCGUCCCCGUUCGUCCCGCUUCAUCGAGCACAUCGACGACUCUGUCUCGGAGCGUCGAACUGGUCGCCGUCGAGCCCCAGGCAAUCUGCGAGACCAGGACCGUCACCGGUACGGCUCGCGCGACCGGCGUGCCCAGGGAAGCUCGAGCAAUCGCGGCGGUCGUCGCACUUCGACUCGGGCGAGUACCCUUACCGGCACCAUCUUGGAUGCCGUUCGGGAGGAGCACAACCUCCAUCGUCGCCGCUGGUACCACUAUUAG
Thyridium curvatum is the source of this 894-nucleotide messenger RNA. RefSeq lists its product as uncharacterized. The transcript is spliced from 2 exons. Lineage: Eukaryota; Fungi; Ascomycota; Sordariomycetes; Thyridiales; Thyridiaceae. Bases 1 to 894 code for a protein of 297 amino acids. The record is from RefSeq and is a predicted model, not a curated record.